ACUACAACGAGAUAUUUUAAUUUAGCAACGCUAUUGUUUAAAGAAUUAGCAAAUAAAACUUUCAAUUCGAAACACGUUCUUAGAAAGACGAAUAAGGUAUUUAAAAUUAACAAAGAUAUUGACCAAUGCUAUUCUUUAAACAAGUAAUUAAACGCUGAGGCGUUAACCGUAUGAGGAAACGAUCGGCGGAUUGCCUCACAAACAAGCGAAGCAGAUCAGCAUUCAAGGAAAAGCAGACGUUGCUAACCUAGAUACUGAUCUGUAUAAAAGAAGGUGACUCGAUUGUCACCACGGGUUUUUAAGUUUGAUCUAAGCACGAGCUGCACGUCGGUAUCGCGAACUCCGAGUUCGUAUCUUACGCGAUCGUAACGACUGUGAGGAAGCCGUUAAAUAAAGUGUACGCGAGUGCUAAGUGAAUAAAGAUAUUUUAUUUCUCAUUGAACAUCGUUCAAUAAUUAUCUCCCUUGGAUCAACCCCCUUGGCCCUACACGACGGAUCCCGAAUCCUGCGUUGGCCCGCGACGAGAUCUUUGAGUCACGGGCACGGCGUAACAAUUUUGGUGGCAGCGGUGGGAUCUGUCUUUUUCACCGUAGUCCGGUUGUUGGUGGACACCUUGGUGGACUGGGCACGGCAGCAGGACCAAGACGAUCAACCCAAGGGAACAGCGUGGCCGAAAACAACGCAGAAACUAGAAGUGCGAAAAGUGAAAGUGAGAAGAGAAAAUAAAACCUCCACGAGGAAGCGGUCCAGUCAAGGCAGUUCGAGCAAUAAGCAGCUGAGAAAGUCCGACGGAGCACAACGACCAAGCAGAGUCAGCGAAAUCCGAGCAAGGGCCACUGCACAGCGAGAACGGACGUGACCUACCUCACCACGAAGCACUGGGCAGCGAGCAACGCAACACCAUGCGAGCGAGCGUAUUAAUGUAAGUCGAAAUAAAGACACAUUAGUAAAAUAAAAGCGAAUGUCCGAAAGACGCGAAGGACACGGUUUUCCAUAUUGGCUAGGCAGUAAUCCGAGUCAAAACGACCCCAGUUUACAACCGAAUCAAUCCUGGUUGUUAAGCGACCAAGGACGACGCGCAAUAAACACCUUGAGUAACCCCGAGAGGGAACCGCGCGAAACACCGCGAGAAUUCGUAGUAAACGAUAGAGACGAAAGCGUCGCGAACGUCGACGAAAACGUUGAAACAACGCGAGAAUAUUCUUUCCGCGAAUUAGAUAACAGCUUAAUAUCCGGAGUAAGCGAGGAUUCGCGCCAGGAUAGGCCUACAACCACGAGGCCAUUGAGUAGAAUAUCGGAGCGCACUGAGACUGCAUCGACUACGUACGAUAGUAGUAUCUUUGAUCCGCGAGAAUUAAACAACGAAAUAACAAUGGCACAACCGCCAAACGACGUAACCGCACGAAUUGAGGACGGAGAGCCUCCGCGGCGACAGAUCAACAUAGACGGGAAUGUGACCAAUGCCACAAACGACAUACAAGAGAAUUUAAUAGAGACACAGAUCGGAGUGCUAACAGACGCGAUAAACGAGAUGCGAGCGCAAACGCAAGUGCUGCAAGAACAUUUACAUGAACAGAUACUUAACUUGCACGAACGAUUUAACGCACAAAUAUACGGUAUACAAGGGUAG
Messenger RNA from Linepithema humile (Argentine ant), 1630 nucleotides. The record is from RefSeq and is a predicted model, not a curated record. NCBI's taxonomy places the organism in Eukaryota, Metazoa, Arthropoda, Insecta, Hymenoptera, Formicidae.